Messenger RNA from Liolophura sinensis, 7293 nucleotides. RefSeq names its product muscleblind-like protein 3. Gene Ontology annotation, molecular function: RNA binding; metal ion binding. The coding region runs from base 323 to 1561 and encodes 412 amino acids. The transcript is spliced from 10 exons. Gene Ontology annotation, biological process: regulation of RNA splicing. The record is from RefSeq and is a predicted model, not a curated record. Lineage: Eukaryota; Metazoa; Mollusca; Polyplacophora; Chitonida; Chitonidae. Gene Ontology annotation, cellular component: cytoplasm; nucleoplasm.
GUCUAUAGAGAAAUAGUUAUAUAUAUAUGUAAUAUAUAUAUAUCCCAACUUCUUUGCUGUACGUUGUAUUCUGGUCUGCUGUUAUUGUCACGGACCUUCCAAAGGCUUGGAACGCGAGCUUAGCUGCCUGAAGGACACAUAUAUCCAAGAAUAUAUAUCCAAAUAUAUAUAUAAAAUUUAUAUAUACAGUGUAUCUAUCUAUAUAUAUGUAUAUGGACUGUUGAUUGAUACACCGAGUGUAUACGUCGUCAAAAAGGAGAAACAAAAAAAAGAAAACUUUGCCGAACGUCUUUCAUCGUUUCCACGGAAACCCUACAUUACUAUGGCCAUGGUGAACCAGAUGUUGAACUUGACGGGAACUGUCAAAGAUUCAAGAUGGCUAACGCUGGAAGUCUGUCGCGAGUUCCAGCGCAGCAAGUGCUCCCGGACCGAGAAUGAAUGCAAAUUUGCUCACCCUCCCGCCCACGUAGAAGUGCAGAAUGGACGAGUGACCGCCUGCUUUGACUCUAUUAAGGGUAAAUGCCAGAGAAAAGACCCUCCCUGUAAAUACCUCCACCCACCCCAGCAUCUAAAGGAACAGUUGCUUCAGAAUGGCAGAAACAACCUAAUACUGAAGAACUUACAAAUGCAGGCUGUCCACCAGGCUACCAUACAGCCCAUUGUACCCGGGAUGGUGCCCGCUGUGUACCCCACAGUUAUGCCCCAUCAGAAGUUUGAUAGACCUAAAGAAAUUCCAGAGAGAGGCCCAAAAAUAUACCAAAUGUAUGAGGCAUCAGGCAGUAAGGCCCUGGCCUAUCCCACGGUUGUCCCGGGACAGUUUCCACUUGUGAUAGAAGACGGCUACAGCGAUCAAUAUUCGGCAGCGGCGGCGCGCCGCUCACAGUAUCCUCAGACCAGCUCCGCUUUGUCACAGUUCUACAUCAACGGACCCACGAUGAUGCCGACCCAUCCAUAUUUAGGAACAGUCCCGACUUCGGCCGUGGGGUUCAACCCCUACUCCUGUAUGACAGGAGUACCCGCCAUGAACCUACCCUCUGCCACAGAACCCCAAGUCUCUCAGCAGGUCCACGGAGUUGUCCCCGCGGUCCAUGCUAACCAACAGAAGGUGGCACGCCCGGACAGAUUAGAGGUAUGUCGAGAGUUUCAAAGAGGUACAUGUACGCGACAACCUAGUGAGUGUCGCUUCGCGCACCCUCCAGAAAACGUAACAGUAGACAGUUGCGACAACCAAGUAACGGUGUGUAUGGAUUACAUCAAGGGGAAAUGUUCGAGGGACUCUUGUAGAUAUUUUCACCCGCCUCUCCAUCUGCAGGCACAGAUAAAAGCUGCUCAACAACGAGCUAACGUUGCAACUGUGCAAGCCCAAGCUAUGAACUCUAUCCCGGGAAUGGUCCCUUAUGCAAAACGCAUGGCUGUAACCGACAAUAAGAGUGGAGUGCCAAUGUAUCAACCAGCAGGCCUGGCCAGCUAUCAACAAGCUCUCGCUGCCAUGCAACUACAACAGCAACCCUAUAUCCCUGUCACUUUUACUGGCCACCCUCCAAGUGUGCCGCGAUUUUAGGUCAGGCCAGUGCCAAAGGCCUCAGUGCAAAUCAAGUCGAUGUGAGCGAUGGCAAAGUGACUGUUUGUCGAGAUGCUAUAAAAGGAAGAUGUAAACGUCACAUGUGUCGCUAUUAUCAUAUCCCUCUCGUGCCAUUGGCUCUUUGUUGACAAUUGACAGCCAUCGUGUUUAUGUGGGCAGGACUUGUGUAGGGUAGAGAGUCAAUGAUGAUUGGAUGAUAGGCAGUCAUGUGACAGUUUUCAAUCCAAAGAAAUUAAAACAUGGGAGAUAUGAACCGCAGAUGGAAGAGGAGUACUACCAUUUACUAAUUUUUUUAUCAAAAAAACAAGACUGAUUUAUAAUUUUGAACUGGGGUGAAGACAAAGUCCAUUGUUCACGGAUGUUAAGUGAGGACAACUUUUAUUGGUGCAAAUAUUUUCUAAAGGGGACAUGCAUGGAAGAUGCUGUUGUGAAAACUUGCUGAGGAUUACCAUGGAAAUCCACUGACUCCUUUUUGGACUUUGUGGGAUAUCGAGAAGAAAAAAAAAAGGACAAACUAUAUCAUUAUGUUUUUAUUACGUAUAUCUAUUUGUCUGUUUAUUUUUUAAGUUAGACAGGAUUUUUAAUCACUUGGAACAUUUUUAUGGCAGACCUAGCCGUAUGGUGCUCUCUCUGUGUUAACUGUUCUCACCAUAUCAUGGGUGGGGAAAAAGGUGGAGCUCUUGCAGCAACAAGUCUCUGAUAUAAUGUAACACAUUCCUUUUUUUUAAACACAGUGCUCCAAAAGUGCUAUAAGACAGCACCUCACUGGAUAAAUUGGAAGUCAUCAGCUACAUGUAGCAUUGUCCUGCAGAGCCUGCAAGAUGCUUACUUUAUGGCUGCUGCAGCAAAUUGGUGCAGCAGAUUUGCAGUUGUCAAUUUUAAACAUUGUUCUGACUCUUCUUACCUAUUUUGAGUGCUAAUUAUCAAAAAGUCGCUAUUUAGGAAUGUCUCAUCAUAACAUUUUAUCCUAUAUUUUCCUGGGUCAGAAAUGUUCUCCUUAAACAUGGUUUUAACUAUUUUUCAACCCAUUGGUGCAUCCAUGGGGGCAAAAAGAGACACAAUUGAUUUUACAUCUACACAAAUUUUUAUACUCACCAACAUUUUGAUGUUGGCUCUUAUAUUUUAAUCUCUCAUAUAAAAAUUAACCUUAUUAUAAAUUAUAAAGUGAAACACAUCUUGCAAAUUUUUUUUCUCUUUUGUUAUAGUUGAAAGAUGUACUGUAGAUUGUGCCAACAGUGCUAAAGGUCUGCUGUUCAUCAAAUUUUGGUUUGCUGGUAAUGUUUUUUUAAAAAGUCUUAAGAUUUUUAAGUUCCUUGCAGGCACCCAGCGGCUGUAUUUAUCCUGUUUUGACAAAGUAAAUAUCCAUGUGUAUACAUAAGAAAGUGACAUUUGUGUAGGGGGUGGGGGUGGGGAUAGAGGCAAAGUGGUUCCGUCAGCCUUCCACAUAUGGAACAAAAACCGAGGCUGAAAUGAGAAAAAGUGCCAUAUGAUGAUGUUUUUUUUGUGUAUAUUAGUGUUUUUAGUAGACAUCGUCUGUUACAUAUAAAAAAUCAGACGAUGUUUAUUUUGACUUUUAAAUGCAUUUAUUGUCACAUAAAUUCCUUGUUACUGUACACAAUGUAACGUUUUUUUUUUCUGUUCAACACAGUUAAGUGCUGUACAAACACUGGCAGUUCCUCUGGCAUGGCUAUACUGUACAAAAAUUGCUACUUGUAUUUUGCACCUUUGCAGAGAACUGAGAUGUGUUCAAGACUGAGCCUUGUGAACUUGGCUGCAUCAAACAUGUUUUUGUCCUUAAAAAGUCACCCAAUGUGGUGUCUUGACACGACAAACUUCUGCAUCUGCUCGUGCCAUUGACAUUGCUAAUGCACUCAACAUUGUUGUAUGGUGGCACUACCGCUGCUGCAGAAUGGCACUGUUUGUGCUUAGAACAUUGUCACGUGGUGGCACUACUAAUACUUGAAACACUAUAACCUAGCGUGGAACUGUUAGUGCUGAAAGCAUUGUCAAACAGGUAAUAUUUGGUUCUGAUCUUCAGUAGUGUUAUCGUCAUCAUCUUCAUGAAGAAGAACUUAAAGUGCUUCUGACGCUGUAUGGUGUGGCGGCACUAUUUGGGACAGCUAGUGCAGUGCUGAAAGUGCUUUUUGCUGUGUGUGGAAUGUGACACUCUGGAGACACUAUUACCUUGGGACACUUCCACAGUCUGCCGUGAGAUGAUUCAAAACCCGGUGUCUAAAAUCUGUGUCAAAUAUCGUGACACGUGAAGCACAAGUGUCCAAUUCAGUCUCACCUAUGACAGGACAAGCAUAAACCUACUACAAGUACAGCUACUACUAUUUACUACUAACAUUUCUAAAAUGUUCACCAUUGUGUCAUGAGCUGUCUGCCAUAUUGUACAUAGGUAUUUCAUAUUUAAAGGGAGAUUGAAAAAAAAUAAAAAAGUUUUUUUUUUUUUUUUGAUCGGAGGAUAUCUUGACAUAUCACACCAUGUCUCAGAUCAUUGGAGAAUGAUGUUGUUGUUGUAAUGUUUGAGGAAAAACAUAUGAUUGUGAAAACAUUUUUGUUGCUAUUUUGUGAUUUUUUUUUUUGUAGCUGUUUUGUAGGUGGAGAUAGUAUAUUUGUACUUCAAUGGUGGGUUAACACCACCUAUAUUGUAACCAUGUGAUUCUUAAAACCAUUUCUGGGCAGGUGGGAAGUGGGAGAGGGUUGGGAAAACUUCUCUUACAUAUUUAAAGGGUCGGGAUUGUGUGCCGUUGCAGGAGAGGAAACACCAUUCUGGACUACGAUGUGACUGUUGAGCAUAAUCAGGAAUUUAGAACUAAUGGCGUCUUACAGAGGGAGAUUAUUCUUAAUGACUUUGAACUCACCUUGAAUAUCAAAGCUAAGAUCGUUGUGAACAUAAAAGUUGAAACAGUGGUAUUGGAACCCUGAGUGAGUCUGGAAUGAUAAUUACUGUGACUUUGGCUCGGUGGUGACCUUGUAUUGAGCGUAACCUUGGCUCCAUGAUGACCAUGUAAUGACCGUGACCUUGUCAGUGAUCGUGACUUUGGCUCUUUGGUGACUUUGUCAUAGUGAUCGUGACCCUGGUUAUAUAGUGACCUUGUCAUAGUGAUGGUGACCUUGGCUCUGUGGUGACUGUCAUAGUGACCGUGACCUUUGCUCUGUAGCGGUGACCUUCCCAAAAAACCUUACCACUUGGUUGAUUCUAAUCUUGCAAGAAUGACCAAACGAGUGCGCGACAAAUUCUGCUCAGAUGCCAAAUUGAUUCUCUGGGUGUCCAGUGUGAUGGGGUGUUUUCCUCAACUGUGACGGCGCUUUUUUUUUUUUUUGAUUGUACAAAAUUUUGUGUGGGCUCUUGUAACAGGGGAAGGCAGAUCAGCUGUUGAUUUUUCUUGACGAUAUAAGGGGCCCUUGAAAAUAUUUGCUGUUAUGCAAAAAUACACAAGGUCUGGGAGGGAUCGGUCAUGUGAUACUAUUCCAGUGAAAACCAUUGUAUAUCUUAAUGUAAAUUCAUGGUCAGAUCAUAUUCUUUGUUUUUUAGAACCCCUUAUUUUUUUUCUGUUUUCUUUUUUUUUUUUUUUUCUUACUUUCCUCCUCUGUUUUUUUGUCAUGUAUGACUGUUAAGCCCUAAUGGAGGUAGGGUGUACCACUACUUAUUAAUGAAAGACUGUUACGGUACUGUUUGUCAUGGAGAUGUAGUUCAGUCUUAGUUGCUAGAAACGUAUAAGUCACAGAAAACUCGGCAUGCCAUGAGCCCUGCUGAAACUCUAGGAUGUCUGUAGGUAACUGGUUAACAGUACAUGGUUACACCGAAGGCAAUGCAUUAACUAUUAAAGCAUACGCUUGGUAUUUUUAUAGUGUAUCAAAGGUGUGGUUCUUGGCAGUACUUAUAAAGUGUUACCAAUGAGGUGUGAUUAUAGUGUUACAAGAUUGUCUGAUUGUGAAUGUCACUGUAAUAUUAAUUAUGACACGUGUUGUUGACUAGUGAUGAACUAAUGGGGCAGACAUAUUCUAUCUGGUUGUACAUGCUGAUCUGUGAAAUCUGUCAGAAACGAGGGUUCUAAAGAUUUUCUUUUGAAAUGAUUAUACACGGCCUUUGUUAAUGUGCAUUUUUUUUACACAUGUUCUGACUCAUUUUAACUGUUACAUUUGUAACAAGUUUCGGAUUCAAAUGUAAAAAGAAAUUGUAUCCUUUUUUUCGACUUAAAAAGCAUAUUCGAAAGCAUUAAUUAUUCAUACGUUUUGGAAACGUUUUAUCGGAAGAGAUAAAAUUGUAUUGGCAGUCUGCAGUACAAAUUCAGUUCUAAUCCAGGUAAAAUCAACAUGGAUGGUGUCUCUCUAUCGAAGAGAAGAGAAUAUAGUGCAGAAGCGAAGUAUUGGUAACCAGGGGCCGAUUGUACAAAACCAUUUCUGACUAAAACCAAGAAAUAAAAUGCGAUCUUGAAGAUUAUUUUCCGGCUUUAGAGAAUCAAAUUUUGUCAACCUUAUCAGUGUGAUCUUAAGAUGAAUGUGUCUAAAUUUCAACUUUCAGUACCCAAAGCUGAACAUUGUGAACAGGAUUUAAGUUUUGACUUAAGUCAGAAAUGGCUUUGUGAAAUCAGCUCCAGUUCUGAACGACCGUUACGUUGUGUAAAUGAUCUCGAGCUGUGACAAUAGGAACAAUGUUGUUGUAUACAUGUAUGUAUGUAGUGAGGUGUAAACAAUUACUUAGACAAGCUGGAGAGUUGCGUAGAACUUUGUCCAGGUAUUCUUGUACAACUUUUAUUAUUAUUAUUUUUAUUAUUAUUAUUAUUUUCCUUCCCCUCCCCUCUGUUUUUUUGUCUUUGUUGUUAGAGAGACCUAUUGGACAAUGGCGGGGGUGACCCCGUGUCAAACACGGCGGUGUGCCCCGUCACUGUGUGUUUGUUACUGACACGACUUUGUUUAUUUUUGGUGAGCCAAAACCUUAAAAGGACAUCAAAUGUUCCUUGUUUGAAGAACUACAAUUUAGGACAGUAUAUGUAGAGGUGUAUCUGUUCUUUGCGGCGCUUUUAGCUUUCGUGUUACGCAGAUGUCGCCAGAACUGUCAAACAGUUCGCCCGCAGGUUUAUAUCCAGUUUGUAUCUAUUGCCCUUUAAUACUAUCCACAAUGUGUAUUCGGUUAACCUCUGUCUGGUUUAUGUGUCUGUGCCCAAUCUCGGAGAGGAAAAAAGAAAUUAUCCAAGUUUAACUGUGCAGGUCGUAGAAGUUUUCAACAAAAACAACAAUGUUGAAGCGCUUUCUCCAAAGGUGCUAAAACAAUGCUGUGCCAGCUUUUUGUGUGCAUGCUGUAAUCAUAGCAACCUAAGGGUUUUAGAAGACCCGAGAAUAUACGGCAUUCCUAGGACAGUCCAUGGCCCUAGUUGUAAAUGUUCCUAGGACUUAAUUGCUCUGGCUGUACAGUUGACCGUAGGACUUCAUGACCUAGUGUGUGUGCGUGAAUGGUCCUAGGCCAGCAGUUGUAUGAUGUAAGAGAGGGGUCAGCCAUUGCUACAAUGCACAUGGCGGGGUCAUUAUUCGCUGUAUUCGUAACAAGGUUGAUUUUGAACGCUUUCGCUUUUUAGCCACAAUCCGCAGGUGUUUGUACCGUGUAUACUAUUUUGACUACUGCUUACCUUUCGUGCCUGUCUGCAAGCCUAUAGCUGUGUCCUACAAUAAUCCAUCGGUUGAUCAAUAAAAAAAACUAAAAUGAC